AUGGUCAUGGAACUGUUGAUGUUUGCCUUGAUACUGGUGACUACAGCCUGGGCUGAAGCAACGGACAAGGUUGUGGGAUCCAAAGGCUACGGCUGUAGUGUGGGACAACGCCCCUACCAGGUUGCUCUCUUCUAUUCCAACCACUUGCUGUGUGGCGGAGUCCUCAUACACCCCCAGUGGGUUCUUACUGCUGCUCACUGUCAAAAACCGAGACUACAGGUCCUCCUGGGCAAGUACAACAUUCGGCAGUGGGAGCAAAGUCAGCAGCUGAGCACAGUCUUCCAGGCUAUCCCACAUCCAGCCUAUGAUAGAGUUCGACAUGAUAAUGACAUCAUGUUGUUGAAGCUACCUCGGCCCAUGACUAUGUCUUCCUAUAUCCAGCCUCUGACUCUUCCUUGGGAAUCAGACUGCACAGACAAUUCCACUUCACCCUGUGUCAUCUCUGGCUGGGGCAAGACAGAUGCCCAGGGCCAUUACCCAGACACACUCCAAUGUGCCUCCAUUCACCUGGUACCUCAUAAGACCUGCCAACAGGCCUAUCCCAACCAGAUUACUGCCAAUAUGGUGUGUGCAGGAGAACAGAAGAGUGGAACAGACUCCUGCCAGGGUGAUUCUGGGGGACCCCUAGUGUGUCAGGGACGUCUUCGUGGUCUAGUGUCCUGGGGGGAGGUUCCCUGUGGCUCAACCCAGAAGCCAGGAGUCUACACUGAUGUGUGCCGAUACGGUGACUGGAUCCAAAGAACAAUUCAAGCCCACUGA
Messenger RNA from Trichosurus vulpecula (common brushtail), 759 nucleotides. Its product is annotated as kallikrein-6-like. The transcript is spliced from 5 exons. Gene Ontology annotation, biological process: proteolysis. Gene Ontology annotation, molecular function: serine-type endopeptidase activity. Lineage: Eukaryota; Metazoa; Chordata; Mammalia; Diprotodontia; Phalangeridae. The record is from RefSeq and is a predicted model, not a curated record. Bases 1 to 759 code for a protein of 252 amino acids.